Molecule: messenger RNA, 171 nt
Organism: Sclerotinia sclerotiorum 1980 UF-70
Lineage: Eukaryota; Fungi; Ascomycota; Leotiomycetes; Helotiales; Sclerotiniaceae
Exons: 1
Coding region: 1-171 (56 amino acids)
Source: RefSeq, a predicted model, not a curated record
AUGGAGAAGGGGAAGCCAUUAUUGCGUUUCGGUGGAAGGACCACGGGAGGAGCAGCGGGAGCAGGAGCAAAAGAAGAUGUUGGUGGUUGGCUGAUUGAGCCACCUCCUCCUACCAUGGAGAAGGCAAAGCCAUUAUUGCGUUUCGGUGGACUGAUCGUGGGAGGAGGGUAA